AUGGUUCAUCUCGCAGCAGUUCGAAGGGAAUCAAUUCGACCUAUCCAGCGCAUCGAAACUAUUCCCCUUGAGGAGCUGGAGCCUCAGGAGCAUGACUUUUAUUCCAGCGUCUAUGGCUCUCGAUUCAUAGCGGAGUUGGAGAUGCCGGAGAAAGAGAUGCCCAGGGAGGUGGCAUAUAGAAUGAUUAAGGACGAGUUGAGUCUGAAUGGGAAUCCAAUCUUGAAGGGCUUAAAGUGCUGAUUUCGGGAAGGUAUAGCUUGGCAAGAUUUGCUACUACCUACGCUGUGCAUGGUAAGAGAUCCAAGAUAUAGCUUAUCCAAGCUAUAAGGAGAACCCAGAUGAUCUUGGAUAUAGUUUCUGCUCGUUUGAUCCGGAUACUAAUAUUCUAUCUCGAAAUACAGGAGGAAGAGGCGGAGAAGCUCAUGACUGAAUCCUUCAGCAAAAAAUUCAU
Messenger RNA from Blastomyces gilchristii SLH14081, 451 nucleotides. Its product is annotated as glutamate decarboxylase, variant. The transcript is spliced from 2 exons. The record is from RefSeq and is a predicted model, not a curated record. Gene Ontology annotation, molecular function: pyridoxal phosphate binding; glutamate decarboxylase activity. Lineage: Eukaryota; Fungi; Ascomycota; Eurotiomycetes; Onygenales; Ajellomycetaceae. The coding region runs from base 1 to 240 and encodes 79 amino acids. Gene Ontology annotation, cellular component: cytosol. Gene Ontology annotation, biological process: L-glutamate catabolic process.